Psilocybe cubensis is the source of this 852-nucleotide messenger RNA. RefSeq lists its product as uncharacterized. The record is from RefSeq and is a predicted model, not a curated record. NCBI's taxonomy places the organism in Eukaryota, Fungi, Basidiomycota, Agaricomycetes, Agaricales, Agrocybaceae. The transcript is spliced from 3 exons. The coding region runs from base 1 to 852 and encodes 283 amino acids.
AUGAAAUUCGAAGAAUGGAUGGCAUGGAUCUAUACUGGUGCCAUAUCUUUUACGUCUUUGCUAUUCACCUUCCGCGUGAGGGCGAUCUUUGAAGGCAACCGAUACGUAACAGCGUUUUUUGGGAUUCUUUGGCUUGUUGUGGUCGGUACAGCCUUGAUGACAACGCAGGGAGACACCGCUGGACAAAUAGGGUCAACGAAGUCCUGUGUUAAUGAACAUUUCAAGGAAUAUGUAACGGGCUCGGCUAUUGCGCCGCUCGUCAACGACACUCUAGUUUUUCUUGCCAUUUCGUGGCGAUUGAUGCAAAACUCACUUCUCGGCAAUGAUCGCAAAUUCUGUAUCCGUGCUAUGAUCCUUGGGAAACGCAUGCCCUCGUUUUCGCGCGCACUGUUGAAAGACGGCCAGGUCUACUACUUGACAACUGUCUCCACCAAUCUCUUGACUCUCAUCUUGAUGCUUAUCCAUCCCGUACCUGAAGCAUAUCGGACAAUGCUUGCAGGACCAAACAUCAUGCUCAUGAACGUAAUGGCGUGUCGUGUCUAUAGAAAGACCAAACUGGGACUUUUUGCUAAUUCAACUACACAAAGUUCUCUCCCGACCUUUCGCACAGAGAACACAUUUAGCCUCGCACCCGACCAAAGAGAUUACACUUUAUCCCCCAUCACAUUUCGCAAGGUCCAUUCACAAGGAGAUCCGCUGGAUGGUGGCCACAACGUUACUAUCGAUCUCGGUACCAAGGAGCUGUUUGUCGACAACUCAUUACAAGCCAUAAGAGCCCAGUCCUCUUCGAUUUUCAGUGAACACGAGGUCAAAGACGAUCCAGAAAAAAGAGACAUGAAACCAUCACUGUAA